UGUUCAGCAUGUCACGUGAUCAAAUUGUUUUUGCGUGAGUUGUCGAACGUAACAUUCCUACUUCCGCUUUAUUUUAACCGUAAUUUAUAAAUGGAGAGACCUCUCAACACAGACCAAAUUCAACACUUAAACGAUCGUUAUAGACAAUGGCGCAAUUGGAGCGGGUUUUGGCUCUUGGGAUUGUGCAACAACUUUGCAUAUGUGGUUAUGCUCAGUGCCGCUCAAGACAUCCUCACAAAACAAGAAUCCGGAAACGCCACCAUAUUUAACCCUUCUUUAAGUACAUUGGCUACGGAAUUUCAAGACGUGAAUCCUGGCAACGGCAGUCGCUAUGACUGCAAUUCUGUCUCAACAGCGGCUGUACUAUUAGCUGACAUACUUCCAACUCUCAUCAUUAAGAUGACUGCUCCGCUUGUUAUCCACAAAGUGCCUUAUGGAUUUCGAGUCUUGUUCUGCGUCACCAUGGCUGCAAUGAGUUUCCUUGUCGUUUCCUUCUCUUCCACUGUUUGGAUGAGCAUUAUAGGUGUGAUUUUUGCCAGUACCAGCGCAGGAUUUGGAGAGUUAUCCUUCCUUUCCCUGACGGUCUUCUACAGCAGGGAUGUACUUGGGGCCUGGGGUUCAGGGACUGGUGGCGCCGGUGUUUUGGGGGCCCUUCUUUAUGCAGGCCUGACUCAAGUUGGCCUUUCACCCCAAGUCACACUGUUAAUCAUGCUGACCAUUCCAUUCACCAUGCUAAUUAGCUAUUUUUUCCUGCUGCUUCCACCACCUUCAUUUCCUCAGUGGAAACACGAAGAAAGAGAUCACGGCAUCGAGACUUCUGAGGAAAGACAGCGGCUAAUGGUUGAAUCACAAGAAGAACAGGAAACAUGUAGCCAAGAGGACAGGAGGUCCGGAAUGCUCACUCUCACAGAAAAAAUGCACGUCUUAAAAGGUUUGAUGCCAUUUGUCUGUGCCUUGGGAUUAGUCUAUUUUGCCGAAUACUUCAUUAACCAAGGUUUGAUGGAGCUUUUGUAUUUCCGGAAUAUUUUCCUCACCCAUGCAGAGCAGUAUCGCUGGUAUCAGACAUCUUAUCAGGUUGGUGUGUUUGUAUCUCGAUCCUCGCUUUGCUGUAUCAAGAUCAGAAAACUCUGGGCCCUGGCUUUACUACAGGUGGUGAAUGCAGUGCUGCUCUUGUUGGAAGUGUCUUACCAAUUUCUGCCCAGUGCCUGGUUGGUGUUUGCCAUCAUCCUCUAUGAGGGUCUGCUGGGUGGAACUGCAUAUGUGAACACAUUCUACUUCAUUAGCAAAGAGACCGGAGACAGACAGAGGGAGUUUGCCAUGGCGGCAGCCAGCGUUGGAGACAGCAUGGGCAUAGCUUUGGCUGCAGUUGCUACUUUCCCCGUCCACAGAUACUUCUGUUCCCUCUGAUCCAGCCGACACACUGACGAACUCAAUAAAUAUCCCCGGUGAGCAUCAAUCGUCACAUUCACGCUAGAGGUAAGAUCGGGCCAAAAAAUCCAGCCCGACCUGACCCGGCCCGCGGGUAUUAAAGCCCGACUCGGCCCGAGCCCGACCAAUUAACU
Hippocampus comes (tiger tail seahorse) is the source of this 1562-nucleotide messenger RNA. RefSeq names its product CLN3 lysosomal/endosomal transmembrane protein, battenin (gene cln3). The transcript has 15 exons. The record is from RefSeq and is a predicted model, not a curated record. NCBI's taxonomy places the organism in Eukaryota, Metazoa, Chordata, Actinopteri, Syngnathiformes, Syngnathidae. Gene Ontology annotation, biological process: regulation of intracellular pH; lysosome organization. The coding region runs from base 91 to 1407 and encodes 438 amino acids. Gene Ontology annotation, cellular component: membrane; lysosome.